Messenger RNA from Cariama cristata (Red-legged seriema), 2868 nucleotides. RefSeq names its product vacuolar protein sorting 39 homolog (S. cerevisiae) (gene VPS39). The record is from RefSeq and is a predicted model, not a curated record. The transcript is spliced from 25 exons. Gene Ontology annotation, cellular component: cytoplasm; membrane. Gene Ontology annotation, biological process: intracellular protein transport; autophagy; vesicle-mediated transport. The annotation marks the transcript as partial. NCBI's taxonomy places the organism in Eukaryota, Metazoa, Chordata, Aves, Cariamiformes, Cariamidae.
AGGAAUGGCUCCUUGUUGGUACCAAACAAGGGCAUCUUCUGCUUUACAGGAUCAAGAAAGACAUAGUGCCAGGAGAGGUUAUAUCAUCAGAAAGUGUCUGUUGCAAUAGAUUUGAAGUGACACUGGAGAAAUCCAACAAGAACUUCUCAAAAAAGAUUCAGCAGAUUCAUGUUGUUUCUCAGUUUAAAAUUCUGGUCAGUCUAUUAGAAAAUAACAUUUAUGUCCAUGACCUGUUGACAUUUCAACAAAUCACCACAGUUUCCAAGGCAAAAGGCGCAUCUCUCUUCACUUGUAAUCUUCAGCAGUCAGAUACAGGGGAAGAGGUGCUGAGAAUGUGUGUGGCAGUGCGGAAGAAGCUACAACUUUAUUUUUGGAAGGACAGAGAGUUCCAUGAACUACAGGGAGACUUCAGUGUACCUGAUGUACCCAAAUCUAUGGCCUGGUGUGAAAACUCCAUCUGUGUAGGCUUCAAGAGGGACUAUUACCUGAUACGGGUGGAUGGAAAAGGAUCCAUCAAAGAGUUGUUUCCCACAGGGAAGCAGCUGGAACCAUUGGUAGCUCCUGUAGCAGGUGGAAAAUUUGUGGUUGGUCAAGAUGAUCUGACAGUUGUGCUCAAUGAAGAAGGGAUCUGUACGCAGAAAUGUGCCUUGAAUUGGACAGAUAUUCCUAUAGCCAUGGAACACCAGCCUCCCUACAUUAUUGCUGUUCUGCCAAGGUAUGUGGAGAUCCGCACUUUUCAACCCCGGCUGCUGGUACAGAGUAUCGAGCUGCAGAGACCACGCUUCAUCACCUCUGGAGGUACGAAUAUUAUAUAUGUGGCAAGUAAUCACUUUGUUUGGCGUCUCAUUCCGGUGUCCAUAGCCACGCAGAUCCAGCAGCUUCUGCAGGACAAGCAGUUUGAGUUGGCUUUGCAGUUGGCAGAAAUGAAAGAUGAUUCAGAUAGUGAGAAGCGACAACAAAUUCACCACAUAAAGAACCUCUUUGCCUUCAACCUCUUCUGCCAGAAGCGCUUUGAUGAAUCCAUGCAGGUUUUUGCCAAGCUUGGUACAGAUCCCACUCAUGUGAUGGGUCUGUAUCCUGACCUCCUGCCCACAGAUUACAGGAAACAGCUGCAGUAUCCCAACCCCCUGCCAGGGCUGUCUGGGGCAGAACUGGAAAAGGCACAUUUAGCUCUGAUAGACUACUUAACUCAAAAAAGAAGUCAGCUGGUGAAGAAGCUAAAUGAUUCUGACCAUCAGUCCAGUACUUCACCCCUCAUGGAAGGCACACCCACGAUCAAAUCGAGAAAGAAGCUGCUACAAAUCAUCGAUACCACCCUGUUAAAAUGUUACCUCCAUACAAAUGUAGCACUGGUGGCACCAUUGCUACGUCUAGAGAACAAUCACUGCCAUAUUGAGGAGAGUGAGCAUGUACUAAAGAAGGCACACAAAUAUAGUGAACUGAUAAUACUGUAUGAGAAGAAAGGUCUGCAUGAGAAAGCAUUACAGGUACUGGUGGAUCAGUCAAAGAAAGCCAACUCACCUUUGAAGGGCCAUGAGAGGACAGUGCAAUAUCUGCAGCAUUUGGGCACAGAGAACUUGCACUUGGUAUUUUCAUACUCUGUCUGGGUGCUAAGAGAUUUUCCUGAAGAUGGACUGAAGAUAUUUACAGAAGACCUCCCUGAAGUGGAAGCUUUGCCACGAGACAAAGUGCUCAGUUUCUUGAUGGAAAAUUUUAAAAGCUUGACUAUUCCUUAUCUGGAACACAUCAUUCAUGUCUGGGAAGAAACCGGUGCAGACUUUCACAACUGUCUGAUCCAGCUGUACUGUGAAAAAGUGCAGGGCUUAAUGAAAGAGUAUCUUGAUUCUUUCCCUGCAGAUAAAACUCCAGUUCCUGCUGGGGAAGAAGGAGGAGACUUGGGGGAUUACCGGAAAAAACUUCUACUUUUUCUGGAGAAGUCUAGCUGGUAUGAACCUAGUCGACUGAUUAGUGACUUCCCCUUUGAUGGUCUGCUAGAAGAACGUGCUCUACUCUUGGGUCGUAUGGGGAAGCAUGAGCAAGCUCUGUUUAUUUAUGUUCAUAUUUUGAAGGACACCAACAUGGCUGAAAACUACUGCCAUAAACAUUAUGACAGAAACAAAGAUGGCAACAAAGAUGUCUAUCUGUCACUGCUCCGCAUGUAUCUCUCCCCACCUAGUGUUCAUUGCCUGGGACCAAUCAAGAUGGAAGUGCUGGAGCCUCAAGCCAAUUUGCAGGCUGCUCUGCAGGUUUUGGAACUACAUCAUAGCAAACUGGAUACCACUAAGGCAAUAAACCUACUACCUGCAAAUACCCAGAUUAGUGAGAUUCGAAUCUUCUUAGAGAAGGUCCUUGAAGAAAAUGCUCAGAAGAAGAGAUUUAAUCAAGUACUCAAGAAUCUUCUUCACGCAGAAUUCCUGAGAGUCCAGGAGGAGCGGAUCUUGCAUCAGCAAGUGAAGUGCAUUAUUACAGAGGAGAAGGUGUGCACUGUAUGCAAAAAGAAGAUAGGCAACAGUGCAUUUGCUCGGUACCCUAAUGCGAUAGUUGUGCAUUAUUUCUGCUCCAAAGAAGUCAACACAUUGGACACCUGACCUUGUCAUGGUUAAUGAUCCCAACGUUCAUAUGAAAUUCAGAACUGAUUACUUAAGAAGUUCAUGCCUCUGAGAUUUUUUUGAGGCUUGUUGCUAGAUUCUUUUACACUGGGUAGAAGUCAUUUGUAUCUGUGGACUGACUGUACCUAUCUGGCAAUGUUAAUUUACUAGAAAAUGACUUUAACCAUGUUAUUAUAGUGCUGGCAACUACACUGAACCUCUCAGUACUCAGAUGAGGAGUAGAAACUGAUUUUUGUAGUGAGUUUUGUAUUGCGCUCCA